UUUCGGGGACCUCGCCCGUAACCAUGGUCUACACACCCAGGUACCUGUGUCGGGGACCUCACCCAUAACCAUGGUCUACACACCCAGGUAACUGUGUCGCGGACCUCACCCGUAACCAUGGUCUAUCCACAAAGGUAACUGUUUCGGGGACCUCACCCGUAACCAUGGUCUACACACAAAGGUAACUGUGUCGGGGACCUCACCCGUAACAAUGGUCUACACACAAAGGUAACUGUGUCGGGGACCUCACCCGUAACGAUUGUCUACACACAAAGGUAACUGUGUCGGGGACCUCACCCGUAACGAUGGUCUACACACAAAGGUAACUGUGUCGGGGACAUCACCCGUAACCAUGGUCUACACACCCUGGUAACUGUGUCGGGGACCUCACCCGGAACCAUGGACUACACACCCAGGUACCUGUGUCGGGGACCUCACCCAUAACCAUGGUCUACACACCCAGGUAACUGUGUCGCGGUCCUCACCCGUAAUCAUGGUCUAUCCACAAAGGUAACUGUUUCGGGGACCUCACCCGUAACCAUGGUCUACACACCCAGGUAACUGUGUCGGGGACCUCAGCCGUAACCAUGGUCUACACACCCUGGUAACUGUGUCGGGGACCUCACCCGGAACCAUGGUCUACACACUAAGGUAACUGUGCCGGGGACAUCAGCCGUAACCAUGGUCUACACACAAAAGGUAACACUGUCGGGGACAUCACCCGUAACCAUGGUCUACACACAAAGGUAACUGUGUCGGGGACAUCACCCGUAACCAUGGUCUACACACAAAAGUAACAGUGUCGGGGACCUCACCCGUAACCACGGUCUACACACAAAGGUAACUGUGUCGGGGACCUCCCCCGUAACGAUGGUCUACACACAAAGGUAACUGUGUCGGCGACCUCACCCGUAACCAUGGUCUACACACACAGGUAACUGUGUCGGGCACCUCACCCGUAACCAUGGUCUACACUUUCAUCUGUUACACGUUUGCGUAUCAAUUACUAACAUAUAUAUAUAUAGCUACUUUUACAUUUGAUUUAUGUCGAUAAACUCAUUGCUGAAUACCGUACAUGAAAUGCUUGGACAUGUGUUUGAGAACAUAAAAGCAAAUCAUAUACUUACUGACACUACAUUUGUCUAUAAAGCGUGCACAUGUAUUUAUGGCACAUAUUUGUUUGUCUAAUACGGGCGAUAUUUUUAUCAUAGUUGCCGACGUAGCCACAAGUAGUUAUAUUUGUAUUCGAACCUAGAACGUAAGAUUUAUAGGUCUACGUACCUGCGUGGAGAACACCAUAUAAACAUUAAAUAUGACCCGUUUUCUGUAGUCACAGCAUGUGUUUAUCAUGCAUAUGUGUGUGUCUAGGACCGUAGAAAUAUGCCCACCAUUAAAUCGCUAUCGUACCUGUGUCUCUGUCGAGGACCUUAGAGGUAUUUAACUUCACAAUGUAGAACGAUAUAGAAAACGUCUGUGCAUCUGUAUGGCUUUCAUUCUUUGUGUACGACAUUGAUAAGGCAAUUCAUGCAAUCACACUUACACUAGGUACAGUAUAACUAUUGACUUUGACAAGAAAAUGAAUACCAUCGAAUAACAGGUCAUAAGUCUAAGUCAAGGUCUUAGGUGCAAAUCAUGAUUAUUUUGUAGGCAUACCUCUUUUGACAUACAUGUUAAUCGACAUAAAUUAAAACAUUUUGAUAACAACGGCAAAGAAGGAAAAUAUGUUUGUGUUUAUUUGCUCGAAAGUAAAAGUCAAGAAAAGUUUAGUAUGAAAUUGGUCAUGGAUGUUACGGUUUAAGUUGCCGUCUAGUGUUUUAAAAACAAAAUAAAGAAUAAAGUUUUUACCUGGUUGAAAAAAAUGCUCUGCAAAGGCAGUUUUCAAUAAUGAAUUGCAUCUUUUGCGGUGCUUUGUUGUCGUACAUGAAUUUCCGUUAAGGCCUCUACGAGAUUGCCAUACUAAACUACGGUAAACAUGUCAGUGUCUAUUUGCUAUAAAUAGACCAGUGUAAUAUGCUAUUUAUAAAUGUCGGUAACACUAGCUUCACAUACAAAUGUACCCGGUGUCCUAGUUUAUUAAUGUAUGGUGACCCAUACGUGGUUAAACCAAACUUACAUAAAUUCAUAGACUUGUUUAACGUAAUGAUUUGUAAUUUGCGGAGCAUUUAAAUAAACCUCACAUGGGAUACAAUGUAACCUCCAAAUUAACAACCACACAAAAUAUAAGGGAAUUGAAAACUCACAGAAAAAAAUAAUCAAUCAUACCAAUAAGUGUGGUUUUGCGAAUUGAAAAUAUUAAACUAUGGCAUUGUGUCGUCUCAAGGUAAUCGUAAAACUGAGGAUUGAUGGUUAGACAUUAUUUUGUAUUCCACUCUCUCACAAAAAUAAUGUUGAUUCGCAUAGUGUUAAUGCUUUUGACAUUGUGGGUUUGUUUGACAUGCUGAAACUAAUGCCAGGCGUAAAUGAUCCUCCACACCUCUGUUUACCUUCUGCUAUAUACGACACUCCCCUUUUCAUGGAAUUCCAGUGUUAAAAUAGCGACAGUGCUCCAAUCUACGUAUUGCAGACAGGUAAGACUAUUUAAUCUAUUUAACCAAGGCAUACUUUGGCGGGUAUAUUAUAUAGACUAUGUUUCAUUGUCAUUAAUGUGAAAACAGAUAAGGUAUACGUACGUAGCAUUAUUUUAAAUGUCAAGCCGUAUUUAUACAUACUUACAUGGUAGUUAUGUUAUUCAUGUGUAUGCUACGGGCCGUUGGUUAAUGUCUGCAACACUGUCGAUAAGCGAUACAUGUAUUACAGACAGUAUGCGUAUGAUAACAUAGAUGUCAUAGCUUAAAUUAUGAAAAUGAUACAAUACUGAGUCAUACCUAUUAUAAGUAUCGCCAUCAUUUGAAAUGUCUUCCCGGAGUACUGUUUCAAGCAACUACAUGUAAGUAGCAUAUUUUAUUACCUUUCUGAUAUUUAUUUUGUCACACAAAUUUACUUUAAUCCGAAAACAACAAAUAAAUGUAUACAAAACUAUGUUUAGAUAACAAACAUAAACAUUCAAAAAAUCAGGGUUAAAUGUAAGGUUUCGCACAAACAUGUAAUUAAAUACAACGACCUUGGUUAUCCAUAUAGCACAAACUGUGUGCUUUAAAAAAACAUGUUCACACUUUAAAACCUCGAUCCUAAACACAAUGUAAUUAAAAUAUAGAAAAUUGAUGAGGAAAUCAGAAUUGAUUCAGACGACGUUAUCAAUGAUAUCAUCAAAAACCUGAUUUUUAUUUUUUUUAAAGAUAAAUGUCACUAUGGACGGCAUAAAGAUGUUGUGCACUUUUAUUAUGCAAAUGGACAAAUCACGAACGCUACUUUAAAAAGAAAUAUCAGAAAGCAUUUAUUUUGAAUAGUGUCAAAUGGUGAACAAAAUUUGAAAAUUGGUGGUAGAAGAAAAAUAAAAUGUCUGGAAUGACAAAAAGUAGCGUAUUAUAUGAGAAUAACAAGUGCAUGUGAUCAUUAUUCUGUGAGAAGAAUGGAGUAACGUCUGCGAAUUACUUGUCAAUACUGAAUAGAGAACUUGUAUUUAAUUGGAGAAAAAUAGAUGAGUACAUGUGCUUUUAGCAGGAUGCAGCCACUAGUUAGUAUCUGGUAUAUUUGGGGAAGACUUUAUCCCUGCUCUCAUACAUUGAGACUAUUUUAGUUUGGUUAUUUAAAGGAUCAUGCUACAUCAAAAGGAUUUUCUUAGAAACUUGGGAAAAUGUGACAGAUUGAAGAUAAUGUCAGAGAAAAAUAGAGACAUUGGAGCAUAUCAUAAAAUGACGUUAUAAUUGUAAUUGAGGAAAAUCGAAAACCUAUCUUUUAUAAUUGUUAUACAAUUAAUGAUAAAUUGUUUGGAGUUUCAAUCAUGAUUAUUAACCAAUAAACGUCGAAUAUUUAUGAUAAAAGUUUAAAGCUGCAAAUUGGGGGAAAGUAUUUUGUAAACAUUCUGUUUAAAUGGUAGAAAGGUUCCCAUGAGAGAGUCAUAUAUCUUUAUUUGUGCUAUUGGCUGUACUUUCUCCGAUAUAAACGAUUAUCACGUAAACAGUUGCAUUUAUCACUAUAUGUUUCUUCUCACAAAUUUAUCUGUCUAACUGACUAUGAACAUUGACAGUGAACUAUCGUUUACCAUGCUUUAAAGAGUAACGCAUAGGUAUCGUUGCCACAAAACAUACCUUUAUAAUAUACGGUGACAAACAAAUCCUAAGAGUAACAUGUAAUGACGAAAUCUGUUUUAUGAUAGCUUACCUUCAGUCCUGAGUACUUGCUCAAUGACAUUUUUACUGAUUUGUGUUAGAGGCAUCUUCUCUUGACUAAACAUUGGUGUAAUUGAGUCCACUAAAUGCAAAGCAUGAAGAUAUGCUCCUUUUUUUUACUAUAUCGCAGAACAAACGCUGAAUUGUUAUGGCAUUUUAUAACCUUCGAUUAUCAAGAGAAAUGAGUGAUACUUAUCCCUUUGAUUUCUGUAAUUGAUCAAAGUGUAUUAAUUCAGCACGUUACACCAAAAGUCUUAUAAUUUAUUUUUUGUACUUUUUCCUCGUUUACAGCAUGGAAAUGCGGUUAUCCUCAGAAGAUAUGGUCUUUCUGUGCCGUUUGAUGCAAUUGCUGCAUCAGCUUGGAACGCUUGCUCUACGAAACUUGCUGAUCAAAUCGCUCUUUGUGAGAUACAUACAAUCAAGACGAGCAACAUUUACUUACUUUGCUGAUAAACAAGUCGUUGUAACAGACCAUGUGACAGGAGGAGGUAGCGGAUACUCAACAAAGUAUCGUGUGCCAAAUCCUUUACCAGAUAUCGAAAAAUGUGUCAAAGAUUCAAAGGAUGGUGGAGCUUUGCUAAACUACAUCGAGGAAACUUUUCUAACUGAAACCGUUAACAACAACCUGACAAAACUAGCUAACUUAACGAAAAGAAAAGUUAUGAAUAAAGUUCAAUGGGAAACUCUUUUUUCAAACGCGACUGUAACUAUUCAUGAUUUAGAUUUAACUCUUCUCAGCUUAUUACUGUUCAAUCUAUUUAACUUCAAACCAACCGCUGAUAUGAAAACAUUGCCGCUUAGUGGUAUCAUUUCGGAGGCGGACGAUGUCUUGCGUCUUAGGAUAUACAGAAACAAGAUAGCACACCUGAAGUCUUUGGAGAUUACCCCUAAAGAAUUUGAAGACAUGUGGAAAGAUAUUAGUUGUGCAGUCAUACGCUUGCUCGGAUCAGCAUACCAGAAUGAUAUGAAUCGUCUGAAAAUCACAAAUUUUGACGAGGCUGCCGUCAUUCGAUAUGAACAACUCAGGAAGGAAUGGUCUCAAACCGUAACUGAGAUCUACCAGUCACUCAGUGACAUUCAGGAGGAGUUAAGAUCAAUCAAGAAAAGACCAAAACAUCGAAAAGGGGUAGCAAUUCAGCUGGUAAACAGUGACGACUUACACAGAGCGUUAACAGUUUUGAAGAAAAAAGGGAUAACUACUAAAGUGAUCUCCCUUGAUGAAACUGACAGCGACUCUUCAGAUUCCUUGGUAGAAACUGUGACUAAUAGAAAAAGCAAAAGUGCAGGAUGUUUGGAACUGUUAGACUAUGUUGAUGGCGAAGAUACCAUUCGAGCUUACCGAAGUAGUACUCAUCUCGAAUCCGAAACACUAAGGGCAAAGGAAAUGGCGGAACCCUUCCAUGUAAUGUUUCCUGGUAAUGAAACAAAUAAUACAUCAAACGACCCUCCCCGGCGAUGGUCGCUGACUGAUUCUAGACCAGGGUUGACAGGAGAAUCUACAACCUUUGGGUGUCAUUCUGUGCCAUCAACAUCAUCAUGUGAUUCUUUGUUUGAAGAUAACAAGGACAAAGAUGAACUUCCACAACAGAAGGACGGCCGCGUUGGAUCAGCGCGUUCCUGUAAUGGUUUAGAAACACAUCGACCAGACAAGGUACCCGAGAUAGACCCAAAAACAAAAAGGAAAUCAUUUUGGCGUUCAUUUAAAGGAUUAUUUUGAAUGAUGGAAUAAAGCAGCAGAUGGAUGUGUAAAUUUUAUUAAAUCAGUCUGCGACGCAAUGCUACCAUCCUAUAUAUCGCUGACUCAGAUGAAAUUAGACUAUUGGCGUUUCAGGAUAGUAACUACACUGUCAGCAACAGAUACUCUUCCUGGAUGACGUUUGAUCAUUUGUAGAUAUUUUAUUACUCUUUACGUUACACAUAUAUAUCUUUGCAUCAUGCUUCAAAUGACAUUAUUAUUUUCGCCGGUAAAUGUGAUAACAAUUUAUCUCACAUGGAAUGAAUUUAUUAAGUGAAAUUGCAGUUCAGUAGCAUAGACUAAUUUAUUCUUGUAUUAGAAUACUACAACGUUUCAACAGUACCGGCAUAUCAAUAUAACGUUUCAACAGUACCGGCACAUCAAUAUAACGUUAUAACAGUACCGGCACAUCAAUAUAACGUUUCAACAGUACCGGCACAUCAAUAUAACGUUUAAUUGACAGGCAGUGUACACCUAUGCAGGUAGCAGUGCUCAUGCAUGCCCUGAUGUUUUUGUUCCUGAUUGAACUUGUUUAAUAGAAUUGGAUAUCAUGGCAUAUUAUCAUGUAUGAUACAUUAAGAUAGACACUAAAAGGAGCAUUUAAAAUUAAUGAUGACAAAAAUAAAUGUACUAAUCACAGUAAAUACGCGAAACAUUCAACUUAUUGAUAUGUUAAAGAAUUGUUCUGUCCUAUGAUACCUGGUGUUGUAAAAACAUUGUUGUCGUCACUGCAGUUGUUGUUUCAAUGUAAAAGUGGACUCCCUGUUACCUGCUACAGCCAUGACAAUGUGGCAACCACUAACUUUUUUCAAUGUUAUAUUAUGAAAUGAAAAAAGGUUUUUAAGUCUUUUUUUCUUUUUUACAGCACUGUAUUUAUCAUAUGUUAUCUUUUUCUUCUACUGCCAUAUUAUCAUAUUAUAUUGAUUAUAAAAUACAUGUUCCAAACUUGUGUUAACGCCUUUUUACCUAUGGUAUACUCGCAUAUAUGUAUAUUAUAAAAGCAAGUAUAUAAAUUAUUUUGAAAAAUAUCUCGUCUAUCUUUUGCACAAUAAUUGUAAAAAAAACUCAUAUAGUUAAUGACAAUUUGUUAUUUGAUACGUUGUCAAGAAUACGGAUCAUAGAGCUUACUGAUGUUAUGUGGUCAUAAAAACACGAUACGGAACUACUCAAAUCAUGGUAUGUUUUGAUAUCCACCAACAUACGUUUGACUUUUGUUGAGGGUGCUAUGUCUCAUCGUAGUGCGAGUGAUAAGACUGUACCUGAGCGCCGACAGUGUUUUUUCACGCUCAGACAACACUAUUUAGUUGUUAUACAUUUAGGCACAUUCAAAGUUCUACGAGUUGUCGUUCUUUCCUUGUGUCAAAAGAGAUUUAUUUCAUUGAUUUUGUUAAUGAGUACAUUAUUUUUCAUUGUUACCUACUAUUUAACAUUAUGUUUCUAUUUGAAAAACUUUUGAUUCUUUAUUGUUCAACAUGUUUUAAAUUGAAAGGAAUACGUCAGUAUAUGCUCUAAAUUGGUUCAAAAGUAUAUAUGUAUUACUGAAUGUUAGGAAACAAUUUAUUAAUGUAGAAAAUAAUUUACCGUGGACUUCUUUGUUACUUUUAAAUGACCAGUUAACAGUCACACUUGUAUGAUAUGUAAAUAUAAAAUAUAUUUUUGCCAUUUUGUUGACAAAAGAGUUAAACGCUGUUGCAUUUAUUCUCACCAACAAGUGAAAGUUAAUAUUUGGAACUAUGUAAUCACACAUUUGUCCAUUAUGUUUUUUAAUCGAUGACAAAAUGACCAAAAAGUUUAUUUUAAAUCUUUAUUGUUA
Molecule: messenger RNA, 7816 nt
Organism: Mizuhopecten yessoensis (Yesso scallop)
Lineage: Eukaryota; Metazoa; Mollusca; Bivalvia; Pectinida; Pectinidae
Exons: 5
Coding region: 4561-5985 (474 amino acids)
Source: RefSeq, a predicted model, not a curated record